Molecule: messenger RNA, 3946 nt
Organism: Galleria mellonella (greater wax moth)
Lineage: Eukaryota; Metazoa; Arthropoda; Insecta; Lepidoptera; Pyralidae
Gene: tous
Product: cilia- and flagella-associated protein 57
Exons: 22
Coding region: 111-3842 (1243 amino acids)
Molecular function (GO): protein binding
Source: RefSeq, a predicted model, not a curated record
ACAAAGCGAGUGUUCCCUAAGACAUACUAUUUUAUAAUUUAAUUUAUUAUUGUGCAACCAUAUAAUUCUUGUUUAUGUAAUUGCUAAAUACUAUAGUUUUUAUAAUAAUCAUGGCUUCAGCGCCACCUAAUAUUUCUGCGCGAAUAUUUUAUGGCCUUCGAACUGAUAUUCAAUAUAAUGCUCAUUACUUGUCGGAAUCUGAAAUUAUUUACCCAGCUGGAGGAGUCAUUGUAAUUCAUAAUCAUCUGCAGAAGAAGCAGAAAUUUAUCAGGCUGCAAGAUAAACAUAAACCUAUAAAGUCUUUAGUAUUAGCGCCGAAUAGACGGUGGUUAGCAUUAAACGAAAUAGCCGAAGAAGGACAAAAGCCAAUAAUAACCAUUUAUGAUCUGACAACGUACAAAAGGCGUAAGAUUCUGACAGUCCCAUUUGAGAACUCCACAGCAAGGGAAUUUGCAUGUGUUCAAUUCACUUUCGAUUCUAAGUAUCUUGUAGCGAUAACAGGCGAACCAGAUUGGUACUUGUAUUAUUACAAUUGGGACAAAGGGAAGGUUGAAAGUCAUGCCAAAGCUCAGAAUCCAAGUGGACAAGGAAUAGUUGAAAGUGUACAAUGCAAUCCUACAGAUGCAAUGCUUGUUGUAAUUACAGGUCCCUACACAUUUCGUAUAAUGAAUGUCUCUGAAACAGUCUGGCGUCAGUGGGGAUGGUGUAAAGCUGAAAAUAUCAAUAUAACUAGUUGCAUGUGGCUAACUUCGGACCGCAUCAUAAUUGGGACAGACGAUGGUACCAUAAUGGUUGUGGAAAACGGGGAACUCAGACAAAACUGUAUCUUCAGAGCCGCAGAGGUUAUGGAAAUAUCCCUGAAGAAAGUUGAAGCUGAAACUGAGGAAAGCGAAAAAGCAAGUAUUACAAGUAAACAAGAUACUACAAGCGAACCUACUGUAUUAGAAGAGAGUUACCCUGUUACUUGCUUUGUCAACUUUCCGAAAGGGUUUGCAUUUGGUUGCGGUCCAGGCUACGUUCAUAUGUUCGAAAAAGAAACGCUACAUCACUGGAGGAAACGAAAUGUUUUUAGAAUUUCGAAAAAAUCCUAUAAACACACUCGCGAGCAUCCUCAGUGGUCAACAUUAGAUGCCAUACAGCAUAUCACAAUCGAUCCUAAUCAAGAAACGUUGCUCAUUACCACACUCCGAAAACAAUUAUAUUACGUCAAGCUAUUUGGGCAGCACAUGUUGCAGAAUCCAGAAAUUGCUUUUGCCGAACUUGGGCCAGCGAUGCACUAUGGUCCUAUAAACUCGUUAUCUAUGUGCGCAUGGAAACCAAUAUUCAUGACAUCGGGAGAAUUGGAUAAAAGCAUUAGAAUAUGGAAUUAUAUGACCGAUGAUGUAGAAAUGAUCAAACUGUAUCAAGAAGAGAUACAUUGUGUUUCUUUGCAUCCAACCGGUUUAUUUGCGAUAGUUGGAUUUUCCGACAAAUUACGAUUUAUGGUGGUACUGAUAGACGACUUUGAAGUAAUGCGAGAGUUCCCUAUCAGAAAUUGCAAAUGUGCGAAGUUUAGUACAAACGGACAAAUGUUUGCUGCAGUUAAUAGCCAAGUCAUCCAAGUGUUCUCCUCGAUCUCAUUUCAAAAUGUUUAUAACUUAAAAGGACAUAAUGGGAGGAUAACAUCUCUAGCGUGGUCUGCGAAUGAUCUAACAUUAGUGUCCUGUGGUACAGAGGGCGCUGUGUACGAGUGGAGUAUGUCCACUGGACAAAGAGUGGGAGAAGUUAUAUUAAAAACCAAUCAAUUCAAUGCUUGCGCCGUCAACAGUAUUGGGAAAAUUGCUUAUGGUGUCGGAUCAGACGGAGAAAUCAAAGAAAUUGGUUCAAAUUCAAUACGAAGGAAUUUGGGACUAAUAAAUUGUCCUCUGGACACUAUAGUAUUGUCCCGAUCUGACAUGAUGCUAUUCAUUACCGGCGGUAAAGGAGGCGUCACCUCUGUUCAAUUGCCACUCUUAGACAAGGCAAUAUUCAAUGAGUUUCAUAUGCAUAACAAAAAGGUUACUUGUAUCGCGCUGGCUUAUGAUGAUCAGACGUUGGUAUCGGUGGCUGAAGAUGCAUCUAUUUGCUUGUGGCGACUUACUAACGCUGAUGGACGAGCGAUCGCUCUGGAUAAGGAUUUUGCGUAUUCAAAAGAGAUAUUGAUAAGCAAAAAGGAUUUGCAGGAAAAAAUAAACAGUAUUAAUUUACUUAGUACCAGGAUGAGUGAGUUAGAAACCGAACAUACGUAUCAGUUACGUCAGGCUGAAGCGACCCAAGCGGAAAAAUUAAAAGAAGUACACGAAGGCUAUUGUGCUGCAAUCGAAGAGCUAAAGGAAAAGAAUGAGCAAAUGGAAAAUGAGCAUACUCAUGAAAUAGGAAUGAUUCAACAAGAUAUUGCCAAACUCCGCUCAGGACAUGAGAGAACACUGCAAGCUUUGGAAGCAGAUUUCAAUGUCAAACUCAUUAGCGAGUACGACAGAUAUCAGAGUCUCGAGGACAAAGCGGCCAGAAUGCGAAAAGAUUAUGAACAGCGUCUCGAGGAACUUGCCGAAAGUAAGCGGCAAGCUUUAAGAGAAUUGAAUAAUAUAUUUGAAGCAAAAUUGGAAGAAAAAGACACUCUUUUACAAGAGUUGCAAGAGCAAGCUGAUAUGGAAACAAAGGAGCAUGAAACUAUAAAAGCAUCAAUUGAAGAGGAUGCGGAUCGUGAAAUAAUAGAAAUCAGAACAGCAUAUGAGGUUCAACUGAAAGAAGAAAAGGAUGCUAAUGUACGGUUAAAGGGAGAGACCGGUCUCAUGAAGAAAAAACUGAUAAGUGCCAAUAAAGAGAUUGACGAGUUUAAACAUCAAGUAUCCCAAUUAAAAGCUGAACAUAAACAAUUCCAAAAAGUUAUAUCAACAUUGGAACGUGACGUGGCUGAUUUGAAAAAAGAAAUAUCGGAGCGAGAUGGCACUAUUCAAGACAAAGAAAAGAGAAUAUAUGAAUUAAAAAGGAAGAAACAAGAAUUAGAAAAAUAUAAAUUUGUAUUGAAUUUCAAGAUAACUGAGUUAAAAAAUCAGAUUGAACCUAAACAAAGAACUAUAAGAGAGUUGAAAGUUCAAAUAGACGACAUGGAAAAUGAAGAGUUAAAAUUAUUAAACGUAAAGCACGAUCUUGAGCUUAAAAUUAAUCAACUGAAUGAGAAACUGGCAUCUGCUAAAAAAGAUUUUUUGAGCGAAACCGAAAGAAACUUGACAUUGAAAAAUACUCUGAAAAAAAUUAAAAUAGACUUACACAACAUGACUGCAAAUUUUCAAGAUCCGGUUAAGUUGAAAUUGAAUGUUAAAGCCCUUUUUCACAAGUACGUCGAGGAUAUAGACUUCGUACGAAGUCGAAUAGCGGAGGACGAAGCAAUACGAGAAUUUAACAGACAACGUGACCAUUUGGAGAAGCAAGUCGCUGCGCUCAAACAGCAGCUCUCCAAGUCCGUUGGAGGUUCCAAGAGCGAUAUUGGAAAAAUUAUGGACGAAAACUGUACACUUAUCACAGAAAUUAAUAAUUUGCGAACGGAACUCAAAUCAACACGUACGCGAUGUUUCCAAAUGGAGUCGAUCUUAGGAUUGUCUGCGCGGUACAUCCCACCAGCCACAGCUCGCGCCAAGCUCAAGCAUGUUACAGAGGAUAGGGAGAAACUCGAUGAAAAGUUCAAACAGAAAGUCGAGGAACGUGAAGAGAUAAUAGUUGCUCUGAAAGAAGAAAAUGAACGUUUGCUCAGUAAAGUGCGAUGUGUGGAUGAAUCUGUGAAGAUUCCAGAUGCUGAUACAGAGGUCACUAAAGAUGAACAUUAAUCUUAUCCACUUACUUAUCUUAAUUACUAUCUAAUUGCAUGUUUUAAUAUUGUAUUAAUGUAUAAAAAAUGUGGCUUAUAUUUAAUAAAUAUACACCAGAUAAA